This is a messenger RNA of Abrus precatorius (Indian licorice), 1799 nucleotides long. RefSeq names its product mannose-1-phosphate guanylyltransferase 1. NCBI's taxonomy places the organism in Eukaryota, Viridiplantae, Streptophyta, Magnoliopsida, Fabales, Fabaceae. The record is from RefSeq and is a predicted model, not a curated record. Gene Ontology annotation, cellular component: cytoplasm. The transcript is spliced from 6 exons. Gene Ontology annotation, biological process: cell wall mannoprotein biosynthetic process; GDP-mannose biosynthetic process. Gene Ontology annotation, molecular function: mannose-1-phosphate guanylyltransferase (GTP) activity; GTP binding. The coding region runs from base 441 to 1526 and encodes 361 amino acids.
AAGAAAAUGAAAUAUCAACUCAGUCGUAAAACAAAGUGGGCAAAACCGCAAAAGCCGUACCCACCGACGCUGCUCCACCAAACAAGGCCUAAGGGUUACUUGAGGGACUGAAAAGGAAAUCCAGGUAAUUAAUUAAUUAUUUAAUUAAAAAAGGAAAAGAAAAAAAGCGUGCCUAGUUAUAGUUAUGUGUAGUUGGCGCGUAUAUAAAUUAGGAUGAUGACGAGCGGUGACCAACGCCAUCGUAACAGCUCAGAGACUGGACCGUUGGGUUGUUCUUCGAGACCCACUCUGACUCGCUGGGUUGACUCGCUCGAGUUUGGGGGUUUCUUUUUUCGCCCACGGACGAAUCACAAUUCUCUCUCAGUUACCAUCUUUGGUUGCAUUCGUGUCACACUCCUUCUAACACCCGUCAGCUCAGGAAAAGUAAAGGGCAUAUUACAAUGAAGGCACUGAUUCUGGUUGGAGGGUUUGGAACUAGGUUGAGGCCAUUGACACUCAGUGUUCCUAAGCCUCUUGUUGAUUUUGCAAACAAGCCCAUGAUUCUGCAUCAGAUAGAGGCUCUUAAGGCCAUUGGAGUUAGUGAAGUGGUACUAGCUAUCAAUUACCAACCCGAGGUGAUGUUGAAUUUCUUGAAGGAUUUUGAGGCAAAGCUUGGCAUCAAAAUUACUUGUUCUCAAGAAACUGAGCCAUUGGGGACUGCAGGUCCCUUAGCUCUUGCCAGGGAUAAGCUGAUAGAUGACUCUGGGGAGCCAUUUUUUGUUCUGAACAGUGAUGUUAUUAGUGAGUACCCACUGAAAGAAAUGAUUGAAUUCCACAAAGCCCAUGGAGGAGAGGCUUCCAUAAUGGUGACAAAGGUUGAUGAGCCAUCAAAAUAUGGCGUCGUUGUGAUGGAGGAGACUACUGGGCAGGUUGAGAAAUUUGUGGAGAAACCGAAGUUAUUUGUUGGUAACAAAAUUAAUGCUGGAAUCUACCUAUUGAACCCCUCAGUUUUGGAUCGAAUUGAACUAAGGCCCACUUCCAUUGAGAAAGAGGUAUUUCCAAAGAUUGCAGCCGAGAAAAAGCUAUAUGCAAUGGUCCUGCCAGGAUUCUGGAUGGACAUUGGACAACCAAGGGACUAUAUUUCUGGCCUGAGACUAUACCUUGACUCACUGAGGAAAAAGACUCCUUCUAAGCUGGCCAGUGGCGCUCACGUUGUGGGGAAUGUCAUUGUGCAUGAGACAGCCAAAAUUGGUGAGGGAUGUCUCAUUGGGCCAGAUGUCGCAAUCGGUCCUGGCUGUAUUGUUGAGUCAGGUGUCAGGCUUUCCCGCUGCACUGUUAUGCGAGGAGUUCGGAUUAAAAAGCAUGCUUGCAUAUCCAGCAGCAUCAUUGGGUGGCAUUCUACUGUUGGGCAAUGGGCUCGUGUGGAGAAUAUGACCAUCCUUGGAGAAGAUGUCCAUGUUUGUGAUGAAGUUUACAGCAAUGGUGGUGUAGUUUUGCCCCACAAGGAGAUCAAGUCAAGCAUUCUGAAGCCAGAGAUAGUCAUGUGAUGUUAUUGUCUUCUAAAUUCUUAGCAUGUAAUUAUGAGAUAGUGAGGUCUUAAGUCUGAAAUAUGUUUUCUCCCUUUCAUAUGUCCCUUUUUUUUAACAUCUCAAUCUGUUUCUCUUGCCUACGUAUUGUACAAGUCGGUUUCUUUUAGAAUGAGUGAUGUCAUAAUUUACUACGUGAAAGGUCAGUGUCUUUGUAAAGGGUAUAAAUUUGGUCUACUGUGCCUAAGUUGUGUAAUAUUCGGUGUUAUGUAUAGAAAUAAAUUAUUAUGUUAU